Messenger RNA from Caenorhabditis sp. 36 PRJEB53466, 3006 nucleotides. The record is from the annotation of a GenBank genome assembly. Lineage: Eukaryota; Metazoa; Nematoda; Chromadorea; Rhabditida; Rhabditidae.
AUGACCGAGUAUUUCAAUUAUGGUCCUCACAUGAAUCUCGGAUCGAACCACUGGCAACCGUCCGAGUGAGUCGCAAAAAAGCGGAGAAAAUGCGCAAGCACACUGUCUCCCCUUCGGCGAAAAAAAUUUUCGCGUCCUUUUUUGCGUGCGGCUCUCAGUGUCGAUUUACGGGAUACGUUUUUUCAACUGAAAAUGAUGUUUUUCCGAGUUUUUGGGAUUAUGCACAGUUUUCCUUCAAAACUUUUGCCUCACGUUUGUUCAUAUGACUGAUAGCUACAAAAUGAUCACAGAGUGCUCGUGUAAAAGUGAAAAUUCGAAGAGUAAUUUCGUUAUUUUUUAAAUUUGGCUUGAAAAACGAAUUUUCGGAAAUUUUGAGAAAACAGUUGCCUCACGAUUGUUCAGCAGACAACGGCGGUCAUUUUGAGCACAGAGACGGCCCAUAAAAUGCAAAAAUGACUGAGAAAUUUCAGUUUUUAAAGAUCCGGACUUAAAUUCACAGAAAAUUGUAAUAAUGCGCGCUUUCCAGUGAGCAGUACGCUAAUUUAAGGUCACAGCUGCCAUUAACAAUUCGGAAAAUCUCUGUUUUACAUCAUUUUUCUAAUUUUCGGAUGAAAUUUCGGGUUUUCGGCAAAAAAUCCAGAAAUUUCAGACCUGCUUUUGUUUUCAACGACACUCCGUUUUAACGCGGCGCUCAAUUUAGCAUUAGCUAUUGGGGAGACAGUGAGGCACGCACAAAUUUGCAGUCCGCCGACACUGCCGUCGGAGUACCUCGACUCGCGGCCGUCUCCGAGCCCGCCGUCCGAUCUGGGAUCGCAUUGGCGAAAAAUUUCGGCCGCGAUAACGCCCACAUCGAAAUGCUCAAUGUCUGGAGUCUCGGAGAGCUCGGACGACUCGAGAAUUUCCGUCAAAAACGCGUCGCUUCGACUUCAAAACGAGGGAAUCGAGGAGCUUUGUCAGGUGGGUAAUCCGAAGCGUGGCCGCACUUUUCCUCGUCCACGGCCGCCUCAUUUUCAGAUCCUGCCGCACGUCGAACAUCAGCUCGGCGACUGGCUUCUCGAGCACGUCGAGCAGUUUGUGGGCGACCAGGAGCAGGACAGAAAGCACUGGAGCGGACUGAAAAAGAUCGGGAAGUACUUUGGCGAAAUAACUGGCGGAUCCAUCGAUGAGAUUGACGAGAAAGCGGCCGAGUUUGUGCGAAAAGUGCUGGAAAUGCGGAUGCGCAUGGCGAAAAAGACGGCAAUCGAGGAGUUUGUGCGGAAAAGCGAAGGAUGCGUCGAGCAGUUGGAGCAGGCGGUCGAGCUGAUGCACGAGAAUCGGAGGAGGGUGCGCGAGUUGACGAAAAAGGUAGGCUUUGAACGAGUAUUGUAGACUUCACAAUAGUCCUUUGAUUCUGAAACUUGUUUUGUGAAAUCUUCACAUCGAAUACUUUAUUUUGAUAGUUGACACUUUUUCUGUACAACCACUCCCAGAGAUACUGUAGCGCUUGGAACUGAAAUACACAUAGACGUGGGGCGUCUUGACUUUGAAGCGCUGUAGUACGUUAAAGACUGGUCCUGGAAAAAAGUGGUGAACAACAAAAAUGUAGUAGCAGACAGCGCCUACAUUUUGGUAAUUGACAAGUUUUUUGUACAACCACUCCCCGGGGUACUGUAGUGUUUGGAAGUUGGCGCUUUCCGGAAGAAUCAGAUUUUCAGUGCCAACUUCCAAGGACCACAGUACCCUUCAGAAGGGUUGUAGAGAAUAAUGGUCAACUAAAAAAAUGUGGUACUAGAUGUCAAGAUUUCAUUCAAACUAGUUUGGAAGCCAUCACGCAACUUGUGGCUCUACAAUACUCGUUCAAACCUCUCACUCUUCCAGCUUCAUCAAUCGCCACCUCGAUCGGCUGCGGACCGUACCGCCCAACUUCUCCGCGCCCUCACCACCACUAUCCGUAGCCUUCAGCUCACGGACCAAGAGCUCGGAGCCCUGGAGCAUGUCAUUCAACUGGCGGGACUCGAUGCAAAGGCCAAGUGCGCGCUGCUCUCGCGCAACCUCUUGUCCAUUGUGAGUUGCUGGCCGAACGAGGGAUCCAAGUGCUCGCUGAGCUCCCGUUCCUGGCCGAGUCUUCCUCAUUUGGCGUCGCAGGCCCCUCCGAAUCUCUAUCCGACUUCUCUGUUCGAUCCGAGCACCGACGGCUCGAAUUUGUCGGAUUUGGACGCGACGUUGCGUGCCGCGCGUGUCAGAUUGGCCGUCGAGGGCAAGAACGGAGCGAUCGAGUGCGAGUAGGUGGACCUACAGUAGUAGCCUACAGUAAUCUUCUGUUUUUUUUUUGCAGUCCCUGGUCGACAGCCUCCCAAUUGUCCUCGUUCAACACUUCCGGCGUCUCGAGUGUUCAAUCCGUGGACUCUUGUACCGUAACCCUUCACGCCUCCCUUUAAAAUGUCUAAAACUACAGUAUCCCUGCACACAAUUCGCUGCGAGACCACUGGCUCCGCUCGAACCGCUCUCUCCCAAGAAUCGAUUGUGCGGAACGUUCCGCCGAGAUCCGCGAUCGAUUCGGAUUCCACAAAUACGGCGUCUCUCGACUUUUCCACCAUAUCCCUCGGCGAUAUGAUCGGAGACGCGGUGUACACGGCGAAGAAUGUCGGUAAGAAAAUGCAAAACGUAAGCCCAAUGCGGGGCUCGAACCCGCGACAACCAGAUUAAGAGUCUGGUGCUCUACCGACUGAGCUAACCGGGCGGCGAGAACAGCGGGGUGUGAGGGGGUAGACAUGAUGGCUGCCGGCGCGGGUCUCUCGCCGCCCCUCCACCCUCAACAAAAUUGUGUGUAUUUCAGCGGGAAGUGAGGCGAACAAGUUGUUGCAGACGGUUCAGCGAUCUUUUGGGGUAAGAUUUUCAAUUUUGGCUAACAUUGCGAAAAAAUGUCGCACUUGCACGCGCUCUCAAUCUUUCAAUUUUCAGAGCACUUGCACCGUUUCGGAGACGCGUCCAUCGAAGAGUCCAGUGGACAAUGAUGAUGAUGAUUAG